CCGCGGGGAGCCUCCAUCAGCAAUCACCAAUCUCGCCUCUCGCAUCGCAAUCGCAACACCCAAGCAAAGCAAAGCCUCGCGGAGAAGGAAGCAACCGGCCGAUCGGAAUGGCGAUGGCACCGUGCGCACCGGUCUCCUCCGUUCCCUUGGCCGCCCGCCCGGCGGCGACGGGGUCUCCUUCGUCUGUCCGUCCGCGCGCCGCCGCCGCCGCCGCUGGGGUGGUCCGCGCGGCUGGGGCGACGGAGGGCGGCAGGUGGUGGGCGCCGCUGCUGGGGUGGUCGGGGAAGGCCGACUACCUCGAGGCCCCGGCGCCGGCGCCGGCGGUGGCGCAGGACGACGAGGCGGGCGCGCGCGGCAGGCAGUUCGUGGGUGGCCUGACGGAGGAGAAGGCCCGGCAGCUGCGUGCGCGGAUGGCGCAGACCGAGUCCUUCCACGACGCCAUGUACCACUCCGCCAUCGCCUCCCGCCUCGCCCGCUCCGCCUAAACCGGAAGCCCGCCCGGCCGGGAAGCAAGUCGCCGACGUCGCCGUAGAUCUAGAGCUCCACCCAUUGUCGUCGUGUGUUGUAUAUACCUACCAGUCGUUUCCUUUCCGUUUCGGGGGUCGGGGAUGUGUUUGUUUCCCCUCCUCUCCCCCCAUUAUCGUCGUCGUCGUGGAGCAGGAGGGUGAGGGAUCUGCCGGUUUUACGAGGCGCCCCCCUCCCCUGCUCUGCUCUGCUCUGCUCCGUGCUCCGAUAGGAUCCGGAGCCCGCCGUCCUGAAACCAUUUCCGAUCUGCGCUGGAAUGGCGCAGAUCCGCGAAGCGUUUAUGCAUUGUACUACUGCUACUUGAUGAUGAAAUUGGAUAAUCUAUUAUUGCUGUUGCUAAA
Sorghum bicolor (sorghum) is the source of this 866-nucleotide messenger RNA. RefSeq lists its product as uncharacterized. The record is from RefSeq and is a predicted model, not a curated record. Lineage: Eukaryota; Viridiplantae; Streptophyta; Magnoliopsida; Poales; Poaceae. The coding region runs from base 108 to 485 and encodes 125 amino acids. The transcript has a single exon.